Molecule: messenger RNA, 4278 nt
Organism: Abrus precatorius (Indian licorice)
Lineage: Eukaryota; Viridiplantae; Streptophyta; Magnoliopsida; Fabales; Fabaceae
Exons: 7
Coding region: 712-3543 (943 amino acids)
Source: RefSeq, a predicted model, not a curated record
GAGAUUGAAAACGGUGACACCCAAAAACAUUUUCAAUACAGAAACUAAGCGUAUGGACCCACAGCUAUACCACACUGCCCCAACUGUCACGUAUUCUUCUGCCACCCAACAACAACAUUGUAUUCUAAACUUUGUUCACUCUCUCUCUCUCUCCCCUUCUUUCUGCCACUUUUUCUCACUCUUUAAUGGCUGCCCGCAUCAAAAUUCCGCGUUAAACAAUCUUGGGUCGGUGCAAGUUUCCAUCUUUCUUCUUUUUUGGUUGUCAAAAGGACACUAAUAGGAAAAGUCUUGAUUUUUUUGGUGGGUCUUUUGUUUGGUCCAGUUUCACCCCCUAAAACGUUGUUUGAGAAUAUAGAGUUUCCAAGGCUUUUUUUUCUUCUAUCCAUAUCUGGGUCUUCGUGAAACUGAAACUGAAACUGAAGGAGAAUUUUGGUGAUGCAUAUUGGUUUUUUUUCCUUUGUGGCGGAGUUUAAGUGUGAAUGGUUUAUAAGAGUUUACAGUUUGGUUGGAAUUUCUUGGGGAACACUUCCUCGAUGAUGUGUCGUUGCUAGCUGGGAUUUGGAUGCUUCUUUGCUGUGUUAUUUCAGUGGUGGAAGAAGGUUGAGCAAGAUUAUACCUGUGAGGUGUUUUGUUUGAACAUUGGCAACAAAAGGCCAAGAUUACCCUAUUAACAUCCUGAGGAAAUCGAAAGAGGAAACUGUGCCAAUCAUUAUGGCAAAGAGGUCCCAACGAUUCGCUGUGCAGUAUGAGAAAGAUCAGUCAGGUUGUAUGUGGGGUUUUAUUAGUAUGUUUGAUUUUCGCCAUGGCCGCUUAACUCGAAAGUUGAUAGCAGAUAAGAGGCAUGGCAACAAGCAUGCUGUUGGUGCUUUUCUUACGAAGAACAAGUUUGAAACAUUAAGCAAUUUGGAUGAGGAAUGUCAAGGCAAUUUUGACAGAGGAGAAAGUAAGAGACUAACAGUCACUACUGAUGCUGAUAAACUUAGUGUGAAGAAACUCAUUGAAGAAGAGAUGAUCAUUGACCAGGAUGGAAUAAAGGAAGAAGGUAAUGCUGAAGUAGAGUCAAAGCAAUCCAGAUUAGGACAUGAAGACCCUCCAAAGACAGAUUCCAAAAGGAAAAAGAAAUCUCGCAAGAAAAGCCGUGAUAUGGACAGCCAUGAUUUGGAUUCAAUUGCAACCUUGAAACCUGAUGUUUCACAUAAUCAGCAUUCAAGGCAACGGUCAAAAGAUAAUUUUGAUUUGGACAAAAUAAUGGAGGAUUUCUGUCAUACAGAAGCUGCUUGUUCCAUGAUGCAUGACAAUGAUGACAAAUUCCAUGCACAAUCAAACCAAAAUCAUGUUGUUUCUGAAAAUCUUGCAAGAGAUGCAAUCCAUGAAUUUGUGAAUCAGAUGAUAUUGAAUGGGAAAGAUCUCCCUGAAGAUAGGAAAUUCCUUUGCUCAGAUGAAUUCAUGGAAGCACUUCAGGUCAUAAGUUCAGAUAAGGAAUUGUUUCUUCGACUUCUACAAGACCCAAAUUCACGCUUAUUAAAAUACAUUCAGGAGUUGGAGAAUGCUCGAGGGAAAGGUGACAAAGAUUGCAGUUCAGUUACUGGCUCCAAGAGCUCUGAUCAAGACCAUGUUGAUCUGAAACAAACUAGGGAGAUUGUCAACCGCAAGCAUCGUAACUUCUUCAGGAAGAGGGUGAAGUCUCAAUCAAAAAACCCAACAAAUGAAAAUGAGAAAACUGAGUUUUCAAAUAGAAUUGUCAUUCUGAAACCUGCACUAAUGGGCAUGCAAAUUUCUGAAAGUGAAAACAACCUUGCCUCAUCGCUAGAGUCUCAUAAUAUUGUCCAUUACAAAGGUCCUUCUGUGAGAGUUGGUUCACAUUUUUCUCUUACAGAGAUAAAAAAGAAAUUGAAACAUGCUAUGGGAAAAGAGAGACAUGGAAACCCUGAUGGGAUCACUCGAAAACUCCCCGUUGACCGUCAAAAUAAAGUGCCAGGAGGCAAAUCCAAUGGCAAAGAUAAUACUGGAAUGAGAUCUCCUAAUAAAGAUCAUUUCUUCAUUGAAAAAAUUGCAAGACCUAUGUUUGACGUUGUGAAAGGAAACAAGACCAGUACAUUGAAAGACUCUGAAUUGAAUGCGGAACAUGAAAGUGGUACUCCCAAACAAAGAGUUUCUAACAUAUACAUUGAGGCUAAGAAGCAUCUAUGUGAGAUGCUAGAUAAUGGAGAUGAGAACGCAAAUAUUUCAAGCAGGCAGUUUCCCAAAACCCUUGGGAGAAUACUUUCUAUUCCUGAGUACAACUUUUCUCCUCUUGGAAGUCCUGGAAGGGAUUUGGAGCGUCAUUAUGUGACUGCACAAGCAAGAUUUUCUUCUCCGGACAAAACUAGGGAGGUUGAUGCGGAUAACUUGUCUCCCAAACAAGCAACCUUUAUUGGUCAUCCAGAUCAGGAAACUAACAAUUUAGAGAAACAAUCAAGCAUUUGUGAUGAAAACUCUAAUGAUAAAGCACCAGACAAUAAGUCCGAGUCAAAUUUCUCCCAUGAUCUUGGUCAUGUUGAUACCUCCAAAGCCUGUUAUCCUGUUAGAGAUGAGAUAGUUGUCGAAGAUAAUGUAGAAUCCACAGAAGAGAAAAAUGUUCUGGAAUCAUCUUUGGAUCCAAAUGGCUUAAUUGCAGGAAAGGACCGAGAUCAUGAUAUCUUAGAAAUCCCUGAUGAUGCAAGUUGUUCUGAAUGUUUAAAUCAGGACAUAACAGAAGAUAACCAACCAUCAUCCCCUUGUCAAUCUUUCAUCCCUAAGAAAAUUGAAGAGCUAGAAAGUGGUACAGAUGUAUCCGGGCGACCAAGUCCUGUAUCUGUUCUUGACACAUCAUUCUCAGAUGAUGACAUUGGUCCUGGGUACUCCAGAUGUCAACCUGUUAAAUUACCUGUUCAACCACUACAAAUUCAUUUUCAAGAACGCGACUGUUCGCCAAGGGAACAAUUUAACAGAGGAAAAUAUUGUCUUGAAGAAAAUGAAUUGAUAUAUGAUUACGUUAAAGCUGUCUUUCACACCUCUGGCUUGACUAGAGAUCAAUUGUUGAUGAAAUGCCUUUCCUCAGAUGAGAUACUAGAUCCUUCCUUGUUUGAUCAGGUAGAGUUCUUUUCAAACCUGCUUUGCCAUGAUCAGAAGCUCCUAUUCGACUGUAUCAAUGAAGUUCUCAUGGAGGUAUGUCAGCAUUACUUUGGGGUCUCCCCUUGGGUAUCAUUUGUAAAUCCUAGCAUAAGGCCAAGUCCAUAUAUGAAAAGGGUUAUUCUCAAGGUUUGGGAAGGAGUGUGUUGGCAUGUCCUUCCCUUGCCCUUACCUCGUACUUUGGAGCAAAUUAUUAGGAAAGACAUGGGAAGAAGUGGAACAUGGAUGAACCUUGGACCUGAUGCUGAAAUGGUUGGUGUUGACAUGGCCGAGGCAAUUCUUGCUGAACUAAUGGACGAUACAAUACCGAGCCUUGUAAGUGAAAGUCCAGAAAGUAAAUGCUCUCUGCUUGAAUCUGAAUUGAAGGACAAUGAGAGCAACAUCAACUUGUAAAAGACAAAACUCAUGGCUUCAUGCUCAUGCUAACUGUUCAAGGAAUUUGCAUGUGAGGUGGAAAGGAUGCAAAGAAGCUAAAUAUCAAGCAGGGGGAUGAAAAUUGAUAAGGAAGAAUAUAGGAGACUUGGUUGGUUGGUACUGUUUCUUUUCACCAUGGCUGACUAUUCUGAUAUUGGAUACUAUAAUGUGAAUGAGGAUACUCAAAUAAGGAACCACCGCAAGUAACAAGAAGUAAAUACAGAGCCAAUUGCAAUUGCUUCUUGCGAAAGUACAUAACUAGGCUUGUUUUCAAUGACAAAACAGACAAAGCAACAGUUUUAUUCAGCAUGUGCCUCGUUUCACCCAGUGAGGGCGAGAAAGUGUUUGAUUGUAGAUUUUGUAAAGUUUGAUCUGUUGAUCCCAUUAGCAGGUGUGUUAUAGUUUUGUUUGAUAUCAUCCUUACUUUGUAUAUUUGCUUUUUGGUUAUCAUUUGUAUUCACAAGUUUGGAAAUAAUGAAAUGUAAACUCAACUUGGUGUAGUUUCAAAAGGAAGAUCUAAGCUGAAAUAUGAAUGACGUGACAAUAAAGAAGCCAGGAAGUUGCAGAAUGCUUUGAAGCUGUCCACUUGAAUUAUUGUUCUUGCUUUUGCUUCUUUUCCUGUCUGAUAAUGACCUUUCUGAAAGGAAUGUUCAAUAUCAAUGACAUUUAAAUCUAGUGUGAUUAUCAACUAAUAUAAUUGGCUUUGAUAUUUUA